This is a messenger RNA of Pelagomonas calceolata, 621 nucleotides long. NCBI's taxonomy places the organism in Eukaryota, Pelagophyceae, Pelagomonadales, Pelagomonadaceae. The record is from the annotation of a GenBank genome assembly.
AUGAGUCGAGUGGAGACGGACAAGGCUCGGUGCAUGGCUAUCAACCUGCUUGGGAACGGUUUAGCCGAUGCAGACCACCACGAGGACGCGUUGUCCGUGGGAGAGGCAGAGUUGUCAACGCUGCGACGGCUUGGUGCAUCAGAAAGAAACAUACUCGCCAUGCAGAGCAAUCUUGCUAACAUUUAUGAUAUCCUCGGAAGGCAUAAACAGGCCUUAUGGAUGGAGCGAGAAGUAUACUCCGGGUUUUUGAAGCUCAACGGUGAAGAAAAUGAAAUGACCCUCGUUGCGGCCAACAACUAUGCGAAUAUGCUUGUCAGUCAACAGCACCAUCAAGAAGCCAAGUCACUGCUGCGCAAGACGAUGCCCGUGGCGCAACGCGUCCUUAGAGAGGGUCGUGACACCACGCUUAGGAUGAAAACGAAUUACGCGAUGGCGCUCUACAGAGACGCAGCCGCCACGCUCAAAGAUCUCCGCGAGGCCGUGACGACGCUAGAGGACGCGGAUCGGAUCGCGAGGCGCGUGCUCGGUGGAGCGCACCCGCUCACCGAAUGGAUUGAGCCCCGAUUACAAGACGCGCGAGCCGCGCUCCGCGCCCGCGAAACGCCGCCGGAGGGUGCGUAA